UGAACAUUUGUUUACUCUUUCUUUUCACCGAGCAUUGGAUCUGCACCUGAACGCACCACGCGUCUGACGGCUCACGGUGGUCAUGUGACCCUCAGCAGCCAGGCCACUCUCGGCUUCUCCCUCUUUUGCUCCAAUGUCGAAGGUGCUUGUUCCUGGAAGAAAUGGACUCUGGCAAUGCGCGACUUUGAUCAUUCAGAGAUCCGAUCAGUUGAUUCUGUGAAUGGCGCCAAAACAGGACCCUAAACCUAAAUUUCAAGAAGGUGAAAGAGUCCUGUGCUUUCAUGGGCCACUGCUCUAUGAAGCAAAGUGUGUCAAGAUCAACAUAAAGGAUAAGCAGAUUAAAUACUUCAUUCAUUACAGCGGAUGGAACAAAAACUGGGAUGAAUGGGUUCCUGAAAGCAGAGUUCUCAAGUAUGUGGACAGCAACCUCGCAAAACAAAGAGAGCUUCAAAAGGCCAAUCAGGAUCACUAUGUUGAGGGAAAGAUGAGAGGUUUAGCACCAAGCAAGAAGAUUGCUGCUGUGCAGCAGAAAAAUGUUGAUCUGAAAGUGAAAAAGGCUAAACAAAAAACCCCAGGUCCCGGAGAAGGCACCAGCAGUGGAGAGAUGCCCCAGGGACCCCGGAAGAAGAGAGCCCGGGUCGAUCCCACCGUGGAGAGCGAGGAGAUGUUCACCAACCGUGUGGAAGUGAAAGUCAAGAUCCCUGAAGAGUUGAAGCCGUGGCUGGUGGAUGACUGGGACCUAAUCACACGGCAGAAACAGCUAUUUCAUCUACCUGCAAAGAAGAGUGUGGAAAUGGUCUUGGAGGAAUAUGCAAACUACAAGAAAUCCAAGGGACACUCUGACAACAAGGAGUACGCUGUGAACGAGGUGGUGGCCGGGAUCCGGGAAUACUUCAACGUCAUGCUGGGAACUCAGCUGCUCUACAAGUUUGAGAGGCCGCAGUACGCCGAGGUCCUGGCGGAGCAUCCGGACGUGCCCAUGUCCCAGGUGUACGGCGCCCCGCACCUGCUGCGCCUGUUCGUUCGCAUCGGAGCCAUGCUGGCCUACACUUUACUGGAUGAGAAGAGUCUGGCUUUGCUGCUCAGUUACCUCCAGGAUUUCCUGAAGUACCUGGUCAAGAAUUCAGCCACCCUCUUCAGUGCCACUGACUACGAGGUCGCCCCCCCGGAGUAUCACCGCAAAGCUGUGUGAGAGCUCCCAGCGACACAAAACCAGUAAAAGAACCAUUACCACCACCGGACAAGCUUUUUUCCUUAAAUUCCCUCAAAUGCCUCUUUUUUCAAAGGACUCAGGAGAAUGUCACAGUGGAGGAAAAAAAAAAAAACAGAAAACAGUGACACGUUUUUAUGAGAUCACUUUUAGUUUUUUGUUUGUUUUGUUUUUUUUACACAAAAUUGUGUUGUGUAAACACGAGCAGCUCUUUGGUGUUUUUGUGCAGAUGUACUCGUUACCGUUGCAUGCCUGUGUAUUUAUUAGUAUUUCCUCUGCCACGUAAUGUGCAAUUUUACUCACAACCACAUGGUAAAACGUCAGCCGUUAAAGGUUUUUGUAUGCUGUAUAUUUGUAUCGAUUUGUUAAAAAAAACAUUUUUACACAACCUCUAUGUUGUUUACUUGUUUCUCGUUGCCAUUGUGUAAAUCAUUUUGUGUUAGGUUUGUCCUGUGAAGGGUAACUGAACAGAGGGCAGCCACUUUCCUCUGUCCUCCCAUCCAAACAUCCAUGUAAAAUGUGCUAAGUUUGUAUUCGUCUGACAGCAGUGAGCAGUUCUGUCCAUCUCUCAUGCACCGGUUCAUGAAAAAUAUAAAUUUUGUGGCUCAUAACUAAGUCAUCACUUCAAGUUUCAUAAUUUAUGUUGCCAAAUGUAAAACACUGAAGAUGUCUGCAACGAUAAAUGUUGAACCCAUGUUUGUUGUAAUAUGUAGUUCUUUUUGAGACUAUGACAGCAGACAGGCGUCAUGAAAACUGUACAGAUCCCAAGAAGAUAAAUAAAUGAUUAUGGAUGAAAUAUUUAAAUUGAUAAGUCAUCAUCAGAAGUCUGAUUUUACCCAACUGUUACCACUCAUCUGGGACCUAACAGAAAACAAUUGACUAGUACAGUUCAACCAGAAUUCAUUAUGAUAUUACUGUAUGUAUCCUGAGAAACAUUUGAUUAAAAUUAGCCAUCUAGUCUGAAAGGUAAUUUAGAUCUAAACAUGGAGGUGGGUUUUCUGUUCUUUUCAGUGUUGAAAUAAAUAUAAAGACCCAUUUGCCGCUGUAAGGAAACAUCUGUAAAUAUAUUCCCCUGGAAAACUCAACAAUUAAGACCAAAAUGUGUUGCUUUACUGGAGCAGAAUUACAUCUAAAGGCAGAAUUGAAGUUGCCUAUAAGACUCUUAUGUAACUCAUUGAUUCUUAAUGUUUCUAUCAACUAUAACCUGUACUUUUACUAAUGUGGUCUGUUCAGGUGGUGCAAAAAAUUGUAAAUCAUCACUUGCCGUUGAUAUGGGAUUAAAUUAGUGAAGAACAAAGGAUAAUAUUUUGCUCUGAAAUGUUGCAAAAGGUAUUUGUAUUCAUUCGAAUAAAUUUGUAUUACUAAUGUGAAAAUGU
Menidia menidia (Atlantic silverside) is the source of this 2586-nucleotide messenger RNA. Lineage: Eukaryota; Metazoa; Chordata; Actinopteri; Atheriniformes; Atherinopsidae. The record is from the annotation of a GenBank genome assembly.